Portunus trituberculatus (swimming crab) is the source of this 6926-nucleotide messenger RNA. RefSeq names its product serine/arginine repetitive matrix protein 2-like. The transcript has 23 exons. Bases 512 to 6013 code for a protein of 1833 amino acids. The record is from RefSeq and is a predicted model, not a curated record. Gene Ontology annotation, biological process: regulation of mRNA splicing, via spliceosome; regulation of cell cycle. Gene Ontology annotation, molecular function: RNA binding. NCBI's taxonomy places the organism in Eukaryota, Metazoa, Arthropoda, Malacostraca, Decapoda, Portunidae.
AUUCAGUAUAAGGCCACAUCGUGCGGGGACGAACCACCGCUGAACCAGGGAUAGGUCGUAAAUAUGGAAUAAGAAGGCAAGGCGGUGUCCAACACCACUGGUACCAUCAUAACCAUAGUGGCCCAGUGGCCGCCUCGCCGAGGCCGAGCCGAGGUAGUCGCCACUCGGAAGGACGGCAACAUUUUGGCAUCGAGGCCGAGCUUUGCGUCGUGUAGACUGUUGAGUGUGGUGGUGUGGGCGCCUGAUGAGUUGAGAUAGGGUGCACGGCGUCUGCUGGAACGUGUGAGUGGAAGUGGCGAGGUAGUGUAGGAGGCAGCAGGGACGUACCUGGUGCCAGUUAGCCAGCCUACAAGCACAGCAUAACACCGCCCACUGUCACCCUGUGACCUCUCUGUAGUGUGUGGCACUCACGCACACUCGGCCUUUGCCCUUGACCCUACAGGGUGCAGGUGUCAGGGUGUGAGUGGCAGCACAAUAGGGAGUACAGGGUGAAUGUCAGGAUCACUCCAGGAUGGAUAAUUCAGAAGUAAAUAAGACAUCAGAUGAAAUUAUAAAUGAGCUCUUUUGUUCAUUAAAUGUCCCACUGUCACCCAAGGUAGUAGAAGUGGAGGAAAGAUUAACAAGCAAGACUGAACAGCUGAGUGCACACACCGGAGACUCCGAAAACAGUGGGGAUGACGAGAGUGAUUCAAAGUCCAGUGAAAGUGAAGGAGAGACCAAGGUUAUGGGAGGAGACAUGCAAGGUAACAGAGUUGAAAAACUGAAAUCCCAGAAGAAAAAGAAAGACAAAAGGAAAAAGAAAAAGAAACACAGAAAAAAAGAAGAUGGGGGAAGACAUAAGCACAAGAAGAAAAAGAAAAAAGAAAAUUUUGAAACAGCAGAAGAAGCUAAGCUGGCUGGAGACAUAUUGCAAGAUGUCAAAUUGAAAAAUCAGGCAGUGAUUCAGAAAAUAAUGAUUCUUGAGGAAGUGACAUCCGGCACUGUGAAUGAUGGAGAACAUGAAGAGAAAAAGUCAAGAUCUAAAAGUCCUCAUUUGUUAGAUACACAGAUAGAAGUUGAUGGAGUAGACAACAAAAAGAAGUCAGAACAAGAAUCACAGAACCCUUGUGAUGAAGUCCUGGUGUCAGACAGGGAAGGAGCCACCAGCUUGCCUGUGGUGUCAUGUGAAGAUAGAGGUUAUUUUCCUGCAGGUGCUUCCAAGUCAGAUAUACAGCCAUGUCUCACACAUGAGAGAAGUCCAGGGGCAGAAUGUGUGAGUAGGUCAUCACAAGUCAGUCCUGCAGCCACAGGUGAGCACAAAAGAAAACACUCCCCACAUUCCUGCUCCCCAUCACCUGUGAAGAAACAGAAAUCCUACAGCUCAGUGUCACCACCAGAGUCCUCGUCCCCCAAAGCUGUGUGCAGACUCAGGUCACCAAGCUCUACAGAAAGGUCAAGAUCAAGAUCACUCAAAGACACCAAGUCAAGCAGAACAAAAUCAAGGUCACCAUUAGUGAAGCAGUCAGCAGAAGACAGGGCUGGGUCAAAGUCUAGGAGGUCCAGGUCACAGUCCAGCAAGAGAUCAGAGUCCAAGAAAAGGUCAGGCUCAAGGAAAAGGUCCCCGUCAAAAUCAAGGAAGAAAAUGGAAUCAAAGUUAAAGAAAAGAUCUAGAUCUAGAUCCAGAAAGAGGUCAAGAUCAAGAAAGUCAAGGUCACGAUCAAGAAGAUCUAGGUCACGAUCUAGGAGGUCAAGGUCAAGAUCUAGGAGAAAAGCAAGAUCUAGGUCAAAAUCCAGGAGAGGAUCAAACUCUAGGCAGAGAUCAAGGUCAAAGUCAAAGAUGAGGUCAAGAUCUAAAUCAAAAUCUAGGAGAAGGUCAAGGUCAAAGUCCAGUAAAAGGUCAGAGUCAAAGUCUGGGAGGAAGUCUGCAUCCAAGUCCAACAGGUCAAAAUCUAGGGAAAGGUCAAGGUCCAGGUCAAGGAGAACGUCAGGAUUAAGAGGCGUAAGAUCAAGGUCAGGAUCAAGGUCACAGUCAAGGCAGAGGUCAAGCUCUAAGUGUGGCAAGCGAUCCCAGUCGAGGUUGAGAAGAAGGUCCCGGUCCAGGUCCAAGUCUCGCAGGUCAAGGUCGAGAGGCUCACAGUCUUACAGAAGGUCAAGAUCCAGGUCAAGUCACAAGAGCUCCCCGGCCAAAGAGAGGUUCGACAUGUUUGCUGUGAUGAGGGAGAGAGCCAACAGACUUGCUGAGCUGAAGAACCAAGGCAUCCCUGAUGGCUCCCUGGGCAGCCUUCUAUUGUCUGCAGCUGCCAGUGUGCAGUCCAGUGGCAGUGGCAUCCCUCAGUCUGUGCCCGCCUCAGACCCCAGCUCCAUACCUCUCCCCCAAAAAGGUUUGCUCCAUGAUGACUCUUCACCUAAAGAUGAACCUAUGGCAGAAAGCAUUACCACCAUGGAGGAAGAGAAGCCUGCAGGUGUCACUGAGGAGGCUGUCACCCUGCUGUCCCCGGAGCAGGACGCCAGUAAAAUGAAAGAUGGGAACAAGAGCAAGCAAGAGGAAGGGAAUGAAAAAGGCAAGAUGAAAACCGUAAUCACAAUCAAGAGCUUGAAGGACAGCCUAGUUUUCCAGCAGGCACAAGAGGAGGCUGAGAGGAAAGCAAAGGAAAAGGUUGAUCAGCCAGCAGGCAAUGAGGCCAGCAAUGCAGCAGACAGCAAGUGGUGGGAAAAGCAGAGAAGCACAGAUAGACACCACAAAGAUGAGGCAACAACAGAUGAAGAGGAAUACCAUGGCAGAAGAGACAGAACAGAAAGUGAAGAAAAUAUUAAGAAAAACAAGAAAGAGGAAAAGGAGAAAGGGAAUGAUAAGAAGGAAGGGGAGCAAGGUGAAGAGGGAGAGUAUUGCUUGAAAGAAACACACAUUGAGACAGAGGUUUUCAAACAACAAGUUGAAAUAGAAGGCAGAGAGACUGAGAAAAAUAUGCACACUGAAAAGACUAAAGCAAAUACAGAGGAAACAGACAUAGAAGCAAAAAUUACCUCAAAGAAAAUUACCAUGACUAAGACCAGAGAGAGAGAGGAGGAAAAGGAAGGCAAGCACUCCAGUAAGACAGAGAAAGAGGAAAGGAAAGCAAGUAAGCAGUCAGAUAAAGUCAAAGAGGGUGAGGAGCAUGAUGGAAAUGAGCAUAUUGAACUGGAAGGUGAAGACAAAGGAAGCAAGCAAUCCAGUAAAACAGAGGAAGAAGAUGGUAAGAAAAUUAAACCCUCAAGCAAAACAGAUAAGGUAGAGGGGAGCAAGGGAAACAAACUUGUGAAUAAAGUAAUGGAGGAGAAGGAGGAAGAGGAGGAGGACAAAGUAAAUAAACACUCCAAUAGAACAGAAAGGAAAGAGGAGAAAGUCACUGCAAACUAUUCAUUUAGUAAAGGAAAGGAGGAGGAAAGAGUAAACAAGCAGUUAAGUAAAACAGAAGAAAAGGAAGAAGGAAUAUUGAGCAAACUAUUAAGCAGGAUGGAAGAGGAUAAAAGUAAAGGAAGCAAGUCAUCCAGUAAGGCACAAGAGAGAGAGGAAGGAAUGAAGAGUAGACAUUUAAGUAAAACAGAAGACAGGGAGGACAGUAAAUUGAUUAAGGACUUGAGUGGCAAGAAUGGUCACCCCCAGCCAGAGGAGGACCCAGCAGACAAAAUAGAAGAAGGUGAAAUAACUAGUGACAAGGAAGAAGAGGAGGCUAAACUACCAAGCAAACCUCACAGCAAGAAGUCAAAGAAAGAUAAAUAUAGUGGCAAAGAAAAGAAGCGAUCACAUAAAGACAAGAGCAAGAACAAGGAAGAGAAAAAGAAGGCACAUGACAAGAAGAAAGAACAGGAGAAGGCAAGAUCCAAAGAGACACACAAGUCCAGGCAGCACUCCAGUUCAGGCACCAAGGAGCACUCCCACGGCCGGCGCCAUAGGAAGCAUUCUCACUCUAGAUCUCGCUCACGCUCCCGCUCACGCUCCAGAGACCACUCCAGCAGGCAGCACCGCCGGAGCCACUCAAGGUCCAGGUCCAAGUCUCGCUCCAAAAGACGCCGUGAGUCCACUUCUGACCUCAGGGACAAGGUAACCAGGAAGAGGUUGCUGGAAAUUGCUCGUCGGAAUGCGGUGUACCUGAUGCAGAAUGGAUGUCUUCCCCCAAGUGUGGAGAAGGAACAGCUGGUCAAGAUCAAGGCGGGAGGCAAGAGUGUUGACGAGCUCACAGAUUUUUGCAAGCAGCUAGUAGCCAGUGGUAACUAUAGUGAUGUUGAUGUGAGUGAGCCAUCCAUGAGUUCAGAGGAAGAGAACAGUUCAGAGAAGCCCUUCAGCAGUACUCGUCACCCCUUCAGUGUGCGGGACAGCAAGCCCAUCUUGAUGAAUAUUAGGAAUGCUCCAAUGCUGCCAACCAAGACCAAUGCAGAGAGACUGGCAGGUCAGGCCAAGCUUCGGGAGCAGUUUCCAGUGUCCAGUGGGUCACAACACCGCACCAAAGAGAGCGAGUGGGUUCCUGUCACCCCAAAGGAAAAGAAGGAAGAGGACAAGGUGUUCACCAAGCCUGAAGCUCCGUCUGUGGACAUAUCUCAGAUUGUUUCAACAAGACUCAGUGCCAUGAGGAAACUCCAAGAUAAUCCAAAUGACAGUGAGGCAAUUAAGACCCUGAACAAUGUGCAGAAAGAGAUGCAGAACUGGGCACUCAGUAAGCAGGAGCCAGGUCAGUUUACAGGAACAACAGGCGUCAAGGUUCUGUCUCAAGAAGAACUGUCUUCAGGUCACCAGGCCUGGGCCAGGAAGGAACAGUUCAAAGAAGCUGCACCUGUGAGGCCUCAUUUUGGAUUGAAGAUGCUGCAGAAGAUGGGCUGGUCUCCUGGAGAGGGGCUGGGCAAGAACAAAGAAGGCACCACUGAACCUCUCCUCCUGGAUGUCAAGAUGGACAAAAAAGGAUUUCAUGCACAAGAAGAAGUAACACCAAAGAAGCAGCCAAUACCGCUUGUGAAGGAUCUGUCUGGUAAACACCCAGUGUCAGCCCUGGUUGAGUUGUGUUCAAAGCGCAAGUGGUCACCACCUGACUUUGAAAUGGUGUUCGAUUGUGGACCAGACCACAAAAAGAAUUUUCUAAUGAAGAUUACAGGAACCGCUAUGUAUGAAUGGCUCAUGUCCCUAGCCGUGACCUUGUGGCCCUUCUUACUGCAGGUGCUGGCCGGGGGAGGGUUCUACCCACAGCCCAGCUUGCCAUACUAUGGGCCAUGCACACCAACAGCUCAAGUGUCAGAGGUGUGGCAGGACGCAGUACAACAACAGCCAUCUACCUACGGCUUGGAGAGGCACACCGGGGAGCAUGAACUGAGAGGCGCGGGGUUGGAGGGGUACUGUGAGGCUGCUGUUACUUCUACCAACUCUUAUACUGAUACAUUAACGAUGAAUAGAAAAAAGCGAUGGGCCCCCAGAUACAGAUCUUAUUAUGAUGACAGUUAUGAAAAGCUUCGAAGACAGUUUCCAGUCUCCAGUGGCUCAGAACACCGAGCCAUAGAGGGUCCACAAGCACCACCAGCUCACCUGAAGCUGAAGUUAGAUGAAGACUGGGACCAUGACACAACCUCACAGGGAAGGGAUCCUAUACCCACGAGACCUAGGUUUGGACUCAAGAUGCUGCAGAAGAUGGGCUGGUCCCCAGGAGAGGGGCUAGGCAAGAACAAGGAAGGGACCCUUGAACCUCUUGUUCCCGAUGGCUUGUUCUAUAGUCAACCAGAGCAACUUCCCAAGAAGCAGCCUGUGUCUCUAGUAGAGGACUUAUCAGGCAAACACCCAGUGAUGGCGCUGACCGAGCUGUGCACCAAGUUUGGCUGGUCGGCUGCCAAGUUUGAGGUUGUGGAUAAUUCUGGUCCAGACCACAAGAAGAAUUUCUUGAUGAAGGUCAUAGUGAAUGGGCAAGAAUUCCAGCCACCCUCAGCAGCACCAAGCAAAAAACAGGCCAAGGCUGAUGCAGCAGCACUCUUCCUGGAGUCCAUUGGUCUGUACAAGGGGCCCAAGACAUCACAGUGACCCCACCUGACUCGGUGCUGCUGACAUAUUGAUAAUUUAGUGUUCUAGGAUACUUCUGUAUUUUGUGAAAGCACACAUCGUGGUGUGCUGACCUGACAAAAGCCACUCUGGCUUACACUGAGGGGAAGACGAGCAGAGCACCAGACUUGGCACAGAUUAGGUCCCUUCACAUCUUCCUGGAGUGGAGCAAACCAUUCUGAACUUGUGGAUGGCUGUUACUUUUUCCAUUUCAGGAUCCUAAGAAGGUUAUGAGAUAGGGUUUUGGUUAAGUAGCCAUCCACACUUUUUUUUUACCCUUUACCUGGGGAUAGGUGUCCCCGUGUCCAGACCACACUGCUAAACUUCAUCAGGACAAAACUGUUCGGAUACAGGCAAGGCUUUGCUGUGCUGUGUGUCGUGGGUGUCGUCAUUCACCUCUCGUAGUCUGGAGUGUUGCUACAUGUUUGGUGUAUGUGCUGCAGUAAUUAAACUACAGCUGAGUGAUUGUUGUUGUUUAUAGUGUGCACCUUUGAUCCACCCUUAGUCACCACCAGAUAGAACAACCAUGUCUUGAAAAAUAAGAAAAGAAAAGAAUAUACAUGUAAAACACAAAAACCUUAGUUAAUGUGAAUCAAUCUGACCUUAUAUCUGUGCUGGAAAUGUAAUGGAUGCACGUUCAUUCUAUCUUUGAAAUGCACCAACUGUAUCGGGUAUCAUUGCUUCAAAGUAAAGAAGUGUUCAUGUUUUGUUUCCAUGGAGAUGUGUAGUAUGUGAUAAGACUAUGGAUGUACUGGGGCUGGGGGUGCUGGCCUGGCGAGUGGUGCAGCCAGGCGAGAUGGGGCGCCUGCCAGUGGUGCCUUGCUGGGGUCUGUGCUGCAUGCUGGUGCUGCACUAAACUCGAGCACCAAUAAAACUAGAGCAAAUGAUUAGCAUA